Messenger RNA from Andrographis paniculata, 930 nucleotides. RefSeq lists its product as uncharacterized. Bases 53 to 655 code for a protein of 200 amino acids. The transcript has a single exon. The record is from RefSeq and is a predicted model, not a curated record. Lineage: Eukaryota; Viridiplantae; Streptophyta; Magnoliopsida; Lamiales; Acanthaceae.
AUAGUUCAUUUCUUCGUCAAGAACCUCUUAAGUACACUUUCUUAUACAUUCCAUGGAUCACCAAUCUUCUUAUACUUCUUCCUCGAUCACCAUUGAACUCAAACUAAUCAAAGCAAGAAACAUAGAACCUAAGAGCCCAUCUCAAGAACUAUUCGUGCGAUGCUACCUCCCGAACGGAAGCAAUAAUGGAAGAUCAAGAAUCGAUAGCCAAGUGAUCCCAUCACAAUCCAAGUUCCCAACUUGGGACCAAACCUUUUCUCUCUGUUGCUCGGGCACACGAGAGAGCAUCAAGAGCCUCGAGCGAGAGGUUGUUGUUUUCGAGCUACGGUGUAGAACACGCGUACCAACAUGCAUUGGGUGCAUGAUCAAGAAAGGGUCAAAAUUGGUGGGCCGAGCCGAGAGGCCAUGGAAAGACAUAGUCGAGGCGGGGGAAAUCGGGAGAGAGGAGUGGGUUGUAAUGAUCCCCAAGAAUGGAUGGAUUGAUUGUGGAGAUGUGAAGCCACCAGCAGUGAAGAUGGCCAUUAAAGUGAAAGAAUUGAUUCAAGAAAAUAAGAAAGGGAUCCAUGAAAUAAGGUUAGAUGGAUCUUGUGGCUGCAAGUCUUGUAUGGCUUAUGAGUUUGUUGUAAUUGAAGCUGCUUUGGAAGCAUUAUUCUAGGAUGAUUUUUUUGACCCCUUUUUUUCAGAAAAUUGGUGAAGUAAAUUAGGGUUUUGUAGGAUUUUUUUUUUUUUUUUUUUUUUUAAAUUUUCACAUUUGUGGGCAGUUAGAAAUGUGGGAAUAUAUAGAUAGUCUUGUUUUUUGGGUCCCUUUGUGAUUAAUCAGAAGUAAUUAAGGUGUUUAUUGAUAUAAUGACUACAAAAAAUAUCAAUUUUGUAACAAAAUUUUUUCGUUUUUAAAUCCACUUUUUCCGCAACAAAUUAUAUUAGAGACGA